Zychaea mexicana is the source of this 3517-nucleotide messenger RNA. RefSeq lists its product as uncharacterized. Gene Ontology annotation, molecular function: protein binding. The transcript has 10 exons. The record is from RefSeq and is a predicted model, not a curated record. Bases 153 to 3338 code for a protein of 1061 amino acids. NCBI's taxonomy places the organism in Eukaryota, Fungi, Mucoromycota, Mucoromycetes, Mucorales, Lichtheimiaceae.
GACCUUGAAGCUAGUGUGGCUUGCUUGUUUUACAGAUUUGCCAAAAAAAAAAUGUGUGCUUAGGUCCACGCUUUGAUGCCGUUUACUGCGCAGCAAAUACGCACUUUUCUUUUUCUCUGUCUCUUUCUCCUUCGCACUUUUACUUUUCGCACAUGACACGUACAUACAAACGACCAGCUAAAUCAGCAAACACCACGCCAGAAAAUAAAAGUGUCGCAAACAUUAAGCAAACCAAUCGUGUCAAUUUCAAAAGUCUCACAUUCAACGACACUCAAAUUCCUGUCGGCACGACUGGCCUGUUUCGAAGCGAAUAUCCUACUCCUGUAUCCCUUUUGGCUUGCUCGCACAAGUAUGGCUACUUUGUGGCGGCUACGACCGAUGGGUUCAUUUUGGGAGAAACGGUGCGUCUUCGCCAGCUUUUACGUGCGUCAAAUCCAGAAACUACAGUACGACAAAUGAAGUCCGUAAUCAAUGUUCCACACAAACUCUCGGUACAGCAUUUGCGACUGUCUGGCGACGAGCUACGCGUAAUUGCUUGUCUGUCGGGAGGCAAAACGGUGGUUUAUAAUAAAGCCAAGGUUGAGCCAAAGUGGUCGUUUCAUAUCGGCAACGACAUCCUGGACUUCCAAAUAUGCCCAGAUACAAAAGGGGGAGAGCUGGCGACUGUGCUGAUCAAAAGUCCAAAUUCAAAAAUUUGGGAUACGUGUUGUAUCAUCAACUUGCAUACUGGGUUCAUCAAGGCAGCUGUUUUACAUAAAAAUGUCACAUCCAUGUGCUGGUCUCCCACUUUUCAGACCUCUCCAUCGUCUUUUACUAUGGCCAAUGAUGAUGACAAUACUAGGAGUGCUCAUGCGCAACAUUUUGUUUGUGGGUUAUCGGAUGGAUCCUUGCAUUUUUAUUCGAUAUUCGGACUCAAAAAGUAUGAAAUACCAUCACCACACAGCAAAGACGAGUUAUCACGGUAUGUAAACAAAGUGGUUUGGGUGGAUAAAUAUACUCUCUUUGUUAUUUAUACAAAUGAGAGCGGCAAUGAGGCACGUAUUGUCAAGCGACCAAAGACGCCGAGAGAAUCCGUCAACUACGUGAUACUCGGCGAUGUGGCACCCAUGGCGACAGCUUGUAGUGAUCGUUGCCACCACGGAGCAGAUUAUACGCGGAAAACCAAGUUGCACGAGGAACAAAAUUUCUAUCUUCACGUGAUCCAUGAUUUCAGCGACGAAGUCAAAUGCGCUAUCAUCGUUGCCAGUACAUUUUCCCAUAGUAUCAUGGUCGUAGGUCAAGACAAAAGUGGGAAUUGGGCGACGUGGGAAUGUCCUGGAUAUUCGAGUCAUUUUCACUAUCGGGAAAACAGCCACAGCAACCAUCAUAAUGGGAGAACACAGCAUCGUCAGCAACCAGCGAUCGUCAAGGCGGCAACGAGAGCAUAUCGGGAAGAGCAACUCUACAAACAUGCAAACGUGUUCGACAUGGUAUAUCCAGUGGGCAUGAUGGUCGAUUACAGCACAACGUCAUCAGUGUUUGGGCCGACGUCGUAUGACCAAAUAACUCCAGUAUUGUACUAUAUGACCAAUGAAGGCAUGCUUAAGGGAUUUCACAUUCAAAGUGGCGGCGAUGAUGAAGAUGUCAGCAAAACGGUUUUCUCGAUAUAUAGUGGCAUGGUGCGCGUCAAAACCUUGUAUCAAGAUAUACCUUCUCCACCAGCGGGACGAACAGGCUUUGAUUUCGCCGGACCCCUGUUAGCAAAGAAUCCGUUCAUCUACGCAAUUGAUCAACAACAGCAACAGCAACGUGGCACACAAAAACCGUUACCGUCGUUCAAAAACCUUGAAAUACAACCUGGUGCUCGUUCGCCCUCCUCAUCCAUAGUAACUGCCGUACCGACAUUUGGCAAACCAACAAUGCCUGGUUUCAGCUCCGAUAACAAGCCAGCAGCAAUGCGUUUUGGAGAAACAUCGUUCUCUUUUCAAAAUAAUCCGUCUCCAUUCGGUGGUGCCCCAAGUGAAUAUACACCGGCGGAGAAGGCUGAUAGAUAUCUUGCCGAUCUGAAGCAACUGCUGGCGAGACGAAGAGCAGUUGACAACAAGGAGGAUAAAUCGCGAGCUGCACCUGCGUUUACAUUUGGAUCGCCUACUACUGGCAAGACAGCAGCUACCCAGGGGCCUCAUUGGGGUUUUCGUGCUGCUCCUGCUCCUGCUACUAGUGAUCAGCAGACUAUAAACGGUGACGAUAAUGGACUGACGACAAUGAUGCGUGUAUGGUCACCGUUCGGACCCAGCAAAGUCAAAAGUAGGAUGGCCGAGUCACGGGAGCAACCAAGGAAGCAAUUGGGUAACGGCGACACUGGACACUCACCGCUGGCUAAGCCAGAAGAAGGAUUCUCAUUUGCAAAAGUUAUCGUCACACCUCAUACCCACGCAGAUAAUAAAGCUAGUAGCUCUAACAAAACCUCCAAGACUGCUUCAGCGAACCCACAGCCAAAUCAGCGACAACAGAAAUCAGCUACUGCGUCAUUUAAAUCGUUCACAAAGACCGCUGGAGUAUCGUUAAGUUGCACCGCUUCGACACCAACGAGCAAUCCAUCACUCCCUUCUUCCACCCUCACAUCGGCUAUCGUGUCUAGUACCGGCAACGAAACAAACAGUCCUAAACAAGAGCAUAAAAAGAUGGGACCCACUGAUAGUAUAGAAGGUGCCGCUGAUCCAGCUAUUUCUCCCGCUACCAGUGACCGAAACAACAACGCCACAAACGAGCCUGACAAAAGUGGUGGGGCGCACCAUAGCGCUGUAUCAACUAAUGAAAAGACACCUAGUACGUCCGACAAAGAAGCUCACAAUACUCCAGUUGAUCAAGUCGAUGCUGGUUCUACUACUCAGCCGCACAAGACUUCUACCGAGUCUUUUACGGGUAACGAUACUGAUGCUAUUCCUGCAACUGACCACAGCACUACGACUACGAGAAUAUCCGAUGGUACCUGCAUUUCUGCUGUAGCCAAUGUAGAUAUUGGCAAGAAGAAGAGGGAGGAUGAUGAUGAAACGACAGAAACCAAAGCAUCUCGUGAGGAUAGUUUCCUCUCACCAGAAACCACUGACAACAAUGAUAUCGCUAAUGCAGCAGAUAAAUCGACAAUCGAAUGUCCUUCUUUGUCUGAAAGCGACAAAGUCAAAGUUACUGUGAAUGAUGCCAUGGUCGCUGGUUUGGAUGUGCAGACGUCGUCGUCGGAUACGAGACCAUGUGCCAAAGGCGAAGACAACACUGUUAUUGACGCGAACAGUGCGGCAAGCGGCCACAAAAUCAACACGAUUAAAACCAAGUCAGAUGAUGAUAAUGCCGUUUUAUAACAAAACUCAAACAAAUCACAAUGGUAGAUGAAGUUUGUGAGCGAGCUCUUGCGCUACUUCAAGGUGCCAGCGACACGUACACGCUUCUCUUACAUGACUUGCAAAGCGUGACACAUGGACAGAGAGCAAGAGCAGCCAAGAAGAACGGUCCCACUAGCAAUAGCAAUAACAACAACCAC